Mercenaria mercenaria is the source of this 299-nucleotide messenger RNA. RefSeq names its product 3-ketodihydrosphingosine reductase-like. Gene Ontology annotation, biological process: sphingolipid biosynthetic process. Gene Ontology annotation, cellular component: endoplasmic reticulum membrane. The record is from RefSeq and is a predicted model, not a curated record. NCBI's taxonomy places the organism in Eukaryota, Metazoa, Mollusca, Bivalvia, Venerida, Veneridae. Gene Ontology annotation, molecular function: 3-dehydrosphinganine reductase activity. The transcript is spliced from 2 exons. The coding region runs from base 21 to 263 and encodes 80 amino acids.
CAUCAUGAUCCUCUUGUUCUAUGAUUUUCUUUUAUUCUCAUAAACAGAAAGGUGAAUUCAUUAGUUACCAGGGUUUAGAUGGCUGGAUGUUGGCAAAUAUCAGUGUUGGUAUGUCACCUGCAACAUCCUUGUACACAGUCAUGGAACAGUUUCUGUUGAUGGGACUUCUGCGUGUUAUAGGCCUGUUCUAUCUAGCAAGUUUUGACAGCAUAGUGCUCAAAUGUAAGAAAGAAAGAGAGGAAGACAAACAGAAGAAAUCCUAGUGUACACACUCAGUCUCUAUUGAAUGUUUUAACUCA